AUGUUGAACGGAUUAAGUGGCUUAGAGGGCCGCAGGACAGAAUCCCUCGGUGUGGCUUUCGCCGUCGGUGUUCCCCGAGCCUCCCGAGGCCCCGGCCAGGCCCGAGGACGCGCCGUGACCUUGACCCAGCGAUGCUGCCGGGGCCGCCCGGGACAGCGGCAGGGGGCGCCCCCCGCGCUCGCGGCCUUCCCGCCCCGCCGCUCCCUCAGGAGCCUCGCGCGCCCUCACGCGGAGCCACGGCCGCUCUCGGCCCCAGCGCGGCCCCGCUCCUCACUGCAGAACCGGGCCGGUGUCCGGAGCGGGGCCCGGUCCAGCCGCCGGCGGCCCGAGCACCCGGCACUGCCGCAACUCCGCCCUCACGGGAGGGGAGCGCGCGGCCCGGAGCCAGCAGGGGGCGCCGCGCCCCCACCGGUCCCGCCUCCGCCCUUCCUCGGCGCGAGGCCGUCGAGCGCCCCCGAGCGGUCGCGCUUUAACACGGCCGGACGUGAGUGA
This is a messenger RNA of Melospiza georgiana, 492 nucleotides long. RefSeq lists its product as uncharacterized. The record is from RefSeq and is a predicted model, not a curated record. The transcript is spliced from 2 exons. Bases 1 to 492 code for a protein of 163 amino acids. Lineage: Eukaryota; Metazoa; Chordata; Aves; Passeriformes; Passerellidae.